Molecule: messenger RNA, 624 nt
Organism: Tarenaya hassleriana
Lineage: Eukaryota; Viridiplantae; Streptophyta; Magnoliopsida; Brassicales; Cleomaceae
Product: protein FAM9A
Exons: 1
Coding region: 107-514 (135 amino acids)
Source: RefSeq, a predicted model, not a curated record
UUUCAAGUGCGUGUGAGUAUAUAAAUAUACGUAUACGAAUCUGCAUAGAGCCAAAAAAACCAAAGAGACAACAAAGAAGAACAUAGAAACAUAACUAAAACAGAGGAUGGAGAAACAAAGUCUAGAGGCUCACUUCAAGCAUAACGACGCCGGAGCAUCACCGGAUUCCUCGCCGGAGAACGAGAAGGGAAUAUUCCACAAGAGCCGGGGAAUAUUCCAUCUUCACCAUUCCAAGGACGAUAAAGAAGACGAGAAGAAGAAGGAAUCAAAGAGGGAGAAGAUGGCCGCCGCCCUAGUCGCCGGAAAAGUUGCCCUGAAGAAGGUGAUGCACCACCGUCGUCAAGGCGGCGGUAAACACGGCCAUGGACACGGCGGAGAAGAAGAGGGAGAGGCAGAGGAAGAAGAAGAACAAGAAGAAGAAGAGGAAGAAGAAGUAGAAGAAGGUGAAGAAGAGGAAGAAGGUGGAGGGAUUGGUGGUUUUAUUGCAAUGAUCGCAGAAGCAUUUCAAGAAUAAAUAAUAACCAAAAAAAUCAAUGUGAAAAUGUUUUUACAAAAUAAUGUGUUGAAACUACGUACUUGUAAUUUUUGCUAAAAAAAUUGUGAAUUUGGAGUGAUUUAAAUUGG